Molecule: messenger RNA, 2433 nt
Organism: Ascoidea rubescens DSM 1968
Lineage: Eukaryota; Fungi; Ascomycota; Saccharomycetes; Ascoideales; Ascoideaceae
Product: patatin-like phospholipase domain-containing protein
Exons: 2
Coding region: 1-2433 (810 amino acids)
Biological process (GO): lipid metabolic process
Molecular function (GO): triacylglycerol lipase activity
Source: RefSeq, a predicted model, not a curated record
AUGGACAAAUUAAAGGACUACGACAAAGAUUUUGUCAAUGAAGAUCAUAUUGAUGCAUUCAUAGAUGCUCUAGAGUUUGAUGAUUCUAAUUCUCCCAAAAAUGGUACAUUUGCAUCUUUAGGUCUCUCCAGAUCAUCAACUUCUUCCUUGAACUUAUUUCACUCCUUUCAUCUCUCUGGGCCAAGUCAACGCACUGAUUCUGACAACAUUAUUCAAAAAUCCGAUGAAAAUAAUGACAAAACAGAUAACAAGAAUAAUAUUAAACCAGAUAAAUCCAAGAAAUUAAAUAAUGGCGAUAAACCCCCAGAAAAGAUUAUCUCAAAGAGUGAUUGGUCCCCAAUAUACAAUGAACUUAAUUCAAACUCAAAUAAUGUUAAUUCCGAUUUAAAUUUAUUUGAUCUAAAGAAAAUAGAAAACGACAUAUCCACUAAAAAUGAUUCCAAAAAUCAAUUUAAACCUCACUUGAAUAAAAGUGAUUUAAUAAUACCAGACGCUUUUAAACAAGGCUGGUCCUACCAAUUUUUCAGUUGGCCUAUUUUAUUAUUUGCAAUUUGGUGGAUAGGUCUAUUAGCAUUUUUUUAUUUAUUUAUUAGAAUUUACGUUGCAUUAUUUGAAUCCUUCAUAACUUGGAGAGGCAAAAGGAGAUCCUUAAGAACAAAUUUAAGAAAUUCAAAAAAUUAUAAAGAAUGGAUCAAAAAUGCUUUAGCUUUAGAUAAUUACUUGAAUUUAAAUAAAUGGAAAUCAGAUCCAAAAAAUUUUUAUUACGAUUGGAAAACUCUACUUAAAAUCGUUAAAAUCCUAAAAAAAAUUAAUAAUAAUCCCAGGCACUUGGAUUCAAAUAUUGAAAAAUUAGUUUUAAUCUUGCAAAAUUGUGUUAAAACUAAUUUUGCUGGCAUUGAAGGCCCAAUAUUAUACUCUCAAACCUAUUAUAACACGAAAACUUUAAUUGAAGAUUACUAUAAUCAAUUGCAAAUAUCUUUAAAUUUAAUUAUUAAUUCCGAUAAAAUUGAUCCCAUAGAGAAAUAUAAAAUAUUUAAACAUUUUAAUUCAAACUAUGGUAAAACUGCUUUAUGUCUUUCAGGUGGUGCAUGCUUCUCUUAUACACAUUUUGGUAUUGUCAAAGCCUUGAUAGAUAACGAUUUAUUGCCAAAAAUUAUAUCAGGAACAAGUGGCGGAGGCCUUGUUGCUGUUCUAACUUGUACUAGAACAAACAAAGAACUAAUGGACUUAUUAAUUCCAGAAUUAGCUUAUAAAAUCACUGCUUGUUCAGAUCCAAUUUCCGAAUGGCUUCCUAGAUGGUGGAAAACUGGUGCAAGAUUUGAUUCUGCUGAUUGGGCAAAAAAAUCUUGCUGGUUCACUUUAGGAAGUUUAACCUUUAAAGAAGCUUAUCAAAGAACAGGAAAAAUAUUAAAUAUAUCAACAGUUCCCUCAGAUUCUCACUCUCCUGUCAUUCUUUGCAAUCAUAUAACCUCUCCUAAUUGCGUCAUUUGGAGUUCUUUGUUGGCUUCAUCAGCUGUGCCUGGUAUUCUCAAUCCUGUGGUUUUAAUGAUGAAAAAUAACGAUGGAAAAGUUGUACCUUUCAGUUUUGGUAGCAAAUGGAAAGACGGUUCAUUAAGGACUGAUAUUCCUGUUGAAGCGCUAAACACUUACUUUAAUGUCAAAUUUUCGAUUGUUUCUCAAGUUAAUCCACACAUUGCAUUAUUUUUUUAUGCUCCAAAAGGUUCUGUUGGUAGACCGGUAUCAAGAAGAAAAGGAAGUGGUUUAAGAGGUGGCUUUGUGGGUGCUGCUCUAGAAAAUUUUUUGAAAUUAGAAAUCACAAAAUGGCUAAAAUUGAUCAAAAGUCUCGAUUUAUUGCCUAGAAUAAAAGAUCAGGAUUGGUCUAAUAUAUGGUUACAAAGAUUUAGUGGGACCAUAACAUUGUGGCCAAAAAUUAAGAUAAAGGACUUUUAUCAUAUAUUAAGUGAUCCAACUCCUGAAAGAUUAAAAAGCAUGAUCCAAAACGGUGAAUUAACUGCUUAUCCAAAAUUAUUGUUUAUUAAGCAUAGGUUGUCCAUUGAAAGAUGCAUUGAAAGGGGAUUAAAAGAAUCGAGAAAGGAAUCGAAAUUUUAUGAAAAUAAUCAAAGCACACCAACUAUCAAUCCUGAAGAUUUCUCUGCAGCCGAUGCUCAAGAAGAUUUAGACAAUUCGGAUCAUCUUGAAAGUUAUGACUCAGAGGUUUUGAAAACAAUGUUCACUGAUGGGCUUGGAAUCUCAGUGAAAACAAAUUCAAAUGAAAGUCAUCAAAUUUCUAAAGAUGAUAGCUCAAUUUAUGAGUCAGAAGACAUUUCUGACUUUUCUGAUUAUAGCUAUAAAGACGAUAUUGAGGAAGUUAAUUCUUUUGAAAAUCCAGACACAUUUGCUAAUAAUAAUAGCUCAAAAACCCACGUUGAAUAA